GACAAGGUGCAGCACCAAUUCUUGGCAAUGCGACUGUUGCUGAUACCGAACAAAGGUUACUGGGUGUGUGGACUCUAUUACCAGUAGACCUACUAGGUUUACCCUGGAGGUCUAAUGCGCUGUACACUGUAUUGUAGUAAUAGUGAAGCAGAGUUCGCUGGAGACUUUAGUUGAGCACAGACACCAGGGGUAACCUGUCUCAGAAGCCAAAGUUGACUCAAAGAGUGGUGGCCUUUUGAGGUCCAGCAACGACGUUACGUUUCCCCUCUCAUUAGCUUUUCUUUGACCAAGCGCUGGCGGCUGUUAGAUUCUAGUGGGGUGGAGCAGAGGAUAGAUCAUUUUGCUUUGGGGUCGGACCGUCCACAGGGUGACUGAGGGAACGCAGUGGACUUCAUCGAUCCGGAUUUCACUCCACCCAGCGACGUCGCAUUUUGCCGAUCCUUCAGCGCUGUCUGCCGUCCUGUUCGUCCGAGGCACCCAUUGGCAUUGAUUGAGCGCCCGCAAGGCAGGAUUGGUCCGAAGCGUAACUCUACCCCAUUCAACGAUUCGCUCGCACCUGGAUCGUGGAGGCUUGUUGGUCAUUACUCGUGCAUUCGACUUCUCGAUUUCAUGAGAGAUUCUGACACGUCUGCUCAAGCCAUUGCGUGCCGCUGCCUCCAUCCAGAAGGCAGAUUCCGUAGAAGUAUUCACACCGAGUGAGGGUUUGAGGCGGUGUUACUGGACGAGAGUGGCAGUCUAGCCAGCAAUCACUAGCCAAGGACUGGUACAAUGGACGCAGGUAUGGAUACGGUAGACCAUCGCAGCGUGGCCAGGCUGUGCACGGACUGUGCGGAGCAGAUGCAGGUGGUAGCGGAGCUGCUGCUACUCAGAGACAACGUGGAACCGACAGCUCUAGAACCAGUGCAGGUCGGCAGCUCACAGAGCACGCUCACUGUGGCUACGUCGUCGUACGGCAAGUGUCGUGAUGUCGUCGUGGCCAGUACCAAACAGCUGGCAAUCCUGGCUCACAACCUGCGUGCAUCCAUGAAGGAAAGGGAACUUGAUCAGGUAUUUGAUAUCACUGCUCAGCUGACCGAGGUGGUAAUCUCGCUAACUGAGUCCUCCACACAGGCAGCAUAUCUCAUCGGUUUGUCGGACGACAGAAGCACGCCGUCAGUUCCCGGUCUCAUUGAUCGAUAUCGCAUGAUGCGCGCCAAGCAAGGCAUCGAGGCGUCCAGCCACAAGUUCUCCUCCAACUAUGGCGUCAUGGACGAGAGCGAGGUGCUGCGUGUGUCGUCAAACAUCGCCACAAACCUGGCACUGGUCAGCCAGGCCUGCGAGGUAGCCAUGAAGCGAGCCGAGUCGGUGGGAACAUCGUCGUCGGUGGUGGUGACUUCAUCAGUGAUGUCAUCCCCGCUGGGCAUGGACAACGGCGAGGUCAUACGCCGUCAGCUGUCGGCGUGCGUCAAGGCGCUGCAGGGCAACACGGCCGCGCUGCUGGCCGCGAUCAAGACGCUGGCGGAGCGCGGCGACAAUAGCGAUCGCGCCAAGUGCGCGCUCUUCCUGAAGCCACUGCUGGCUUCGUUACAAGCCCUCGUCGACUACACGUCAUUGCCCGAGUUCUCUGGUAGGCCGGCGCAGCUGUCGCAAUCGGCUCGCAGCCGUCAGAAGGACAUUCUCGCCAAUGGCAUGAAGGUCGUCUCGGCGGCCAUUCAGCUGAUGGAGGCGCUGGCCAAACUCUCCAGCGACCCCGCGCUCAGUAACCCAGCGGAGGCGGCCGUCAGUUGGAAAAGCGUACAGACGUGCUCGGUGGCGCUCUCUGAAAGUGGCCGUUCGCUGUCGGCAUCCAUGCGCACUAACGCGCCCGGUGGACAAAACUAGAAACAUGAUGAGACUCUGUACAGGACUUGCUGGUGGCUUUGGACACAGUUAGCCUGUUAUUGUUGUUGUUGUUGGUGGUGGUGGUUGUUGUUGUUGUUGUUGUUGCUUCAAAUCUUUAUUCUCACGAUGUUGUUGUUGUUGUUGUUGUUGUUGUUGUUGUUGUAGUGUUUAUUUUAGUCUGCAAAGAACUCUGUGGCCCUGA
Molecule: messenger RNA, 2062 nt
Organism: Sycon ciliatum
Lineage: Eukaryota; Metazoa; Porifera; Calcarea; Leucosolenida; Sycettidae
Product: talin rod domain-containing protein 1-like
Exons: 4
Coding region: 769-1860 (363 amino acids)
Molecular function (GO): actin binding
Source: RefSeq, a predicted model, not a curated record